AAACUGCAAGAGGUUUAAAUGAAUGCAAAAUGUGUUGGUGGUCUUUAAAACAUCUUCAGGCACAAGUUUUGCAUCACAGCAAUCUCUGCUAGAAAGGACACCAUGAGGACUAUCUCCUUCAUCUUGCUUUUACUGGUAUUUGUGAUGGUUCAGAGAACCUUAUCACAAGGUGGCAUCUCAACCUGUUGUCUGAAAAUCUCUGGGACAAAAGUUCAUCGAGACUUUCUGAAAAGCUACUACAAAGAAGACAGUUCAUCAUGCACUCAAAAUGCAGUUGUAUUUACCACAAUCAAAGGCAAGAGAAUCUGUGUUAAUCCCAGCAAGGUAUGGACAAAGACCAGCAUGGCCUACUUGGAUGGAAAGAACUGGUGGCAAAGACAUACUACUCUAAAGAAGCAUCAGGAAGAUUCUUCACACUGAUUCCUCUGUUGAAACAAAGAUUUUACCCCAUUUUCUUUGCUGUUUGGUUCCAAUAAGUAUCUACUUGUUGUCACAUUCUGUCAGAAUUUAACCAUCUUUUGUAUCUGACUUAAUUUUUUUGUUUUUUAGUGACUCAUGACAAUGAUCUAAACAUUAAUCUCUCCAUGACUGGUCAUGGAUUAAUAUGCAAAUAAAGAUGAUCACAGUAUAAUGGCCUAAAAUCAAUCAUUGGUAAUCAUUAGCUUUGAGUUCAGAGAAUUAAUAGUCACAUAAUGCUGCAGCUGCUUUUUCAGCCCAUUUUGCUCAUGUUGUUAUGUGUUUCAUCUCUGUUAUACCACAAACCUCACAAUGAUCAAUGAUAAGAACAGGAAAUAGUUGAAAUAGUAAAGUCAGGAAAUAUAUAUUUUUUUAACCAGACAAGACAAUGAGCGUUAUGCAUGAACCAGUGAAACAGGUUUAUUAUAACAGAGGAGGAACUUAAAACAAAGUUUAUAUUAUUCAAAAAUAUAUAUAUAUAAUAAGAGACCCCAAAGUUAAAAACGUUUUUUGAAAAAACGUAAUCUAUUUUCAAGAAGCUGGUGAGGUGAAGA
This is a messenger RNA of Cyprinodon variegatus (sheepshead minnow), 1010 nucleotides long. Its product is annotated as monocyte chemotactic protein 1B-like. Gene Ontology annotation, biological process: lymphocyte chemotaxis; inflammatory response; neutrophil chemotaxis. The transcript is spliced from 3 exons. NCBI's taxonomy places the organism in Eukaryota, Metazoa, Chordata, Actinopteri, Cyprinodontiformes, Cyprinodontidae. Gene Ontology annotation, cellular component: extracellular region. The coding region runs from base 103 to 420 and encodes 105 amino acids. Gene Ontology annotation, molecular function: CCR chemokine receptor binding; chemokine activity. The record is from RefSeq and is a predicted model, not a curated record.